CUACUACUACUAGCUCCUGCUUCUCAGUGAGCCAGAGCCAUGGAUUCCUCGUCACGGGGGUGGACCAUGCAAAUACUGUGAGCAGGCAUGGUCCUGCUCCUCACCGAGUGCCGGAAAGCUCCGGGGAGGACUUUGUUGAGCGAGACUACAGAACCUCUUCCUAUAAAAGUCUGAGUGACCUUCGAAUGGCAGCCAGUGCGGUUCAUACGGUCCUAUUAGACUGUGUUGUAGAUCUACAUCAUUACAUGUAACAUUACUGGAAUGAUUACGCUUCGGUAGCAACAGGACUUAUCCUUCAAUCAUGGCGGCUUGUCUUGAAGCAUCGGGUAAGCGACAGUGUGUGCUGUUCUGCUCCUACAUAGCCGUCGACGCCUUCGAGCGUGCCUGCACACCGUCCCUCCUGGCCAAGAUCAAAUCUCUGCUCGGUAGGACGUGGCGAGAGCGCUGCAGAGAGCUGGUCGGCGGAACCGUCAAGGAUUACAUUCCUUCGGAAGCUGCGGAACAGGCAGAUAUUUACCUGCUGUGCUCCCUGAUGGUGAAGCUCAACAGUCAGCUAAUGGGAUGUCGACGUUCCGUCGCGGUCACCAAACCGUUCCUCUGGUGUCCUGCACAAGAUUCCCCAGUAGGAAACGAUGUAGCCGACGAAGCGAGAGUUAUCGAUGAGAUCCAGGCCGAGGGUGUUGCAGAAUGUCCGGGUAAGAGUGCAGGGCUUGAUGAUGACUGCCGUAGAGUCGGCGAAUCACAGUCCUCGCCGGUCAGUGUGUUUCGCUGCGAGGAAGUGGCCGACUCCAUGCGACACUUGGCUAAUGUGUUGCUCGUGUUCCGACAGAAGCUGUUCCAUGAACCCCACGUCCUGUCGAUAGGAGAGGUGCUGUCUUCAUUGCUUUGCAUGCAGGAGCUGUGUGAGUUACUCUCCAGCUCUUGUUCAUUUCCUGAAGUUCCCCAGCUUGGGCCAAGCCAGCAAGGGGAUUUCCCCGUGCUGGAUGAGCACAGGAGACAAGAAGCACUUGGAGAGCUGCACCUUGCAAUAGUUGAGAUAAGACACUUGGCAGAAGUAAGCAGCCAGGAAGGUAAUGUUAGUAGUGGAGGAUGCAGCGGCCAUGCUUCUGGUAAUGGCUACCAGGCAAGCAAGAUCGAUGCUGGCCUCCAGCAGGUCACAGCUUCACGACGCCUUGCUUUGAAGAUGAUUGGACUGGCGACUCUGCGCAGUCUCUCGCUUGAGCUUCAGCCAAUCGUGCUGUACAUCCAACAUGGCCAGGAUGCAUCAUCAGCAGCUGCUAUCCACGACAAUCCAGGCAUGCAAGUACACACUGACAUACAAACUAUGUACAUAUAUCUGAAGAAGGGGGUCCUGGCCUGUCACAAGGCAUGUAUGGCCGAUGCGGGCAGCACUGGUCCUGGCCGGGCCGAAGACAGAGCCAAGAUGAUGGAGAGCUACUCAAGACUGGAGGACAGGCUACUUCGCAACGCUUCGGUUGCGUUUCCGAAGCCCCAAAAGGUGCCUGACGGUCGUGGCCUGAUGACCAAGCUUGGAACAGCUUUAGAGGUGGUGUGUGGCAAGGCCGGUCUGAGGAACUACGUGUGCCACACAAACUGUGCUGCCCUCACUGAGAAUAAAAUGUCUCUGUACAUGAAGAGCGCCCAGCUCAUUCUGAGAAUGCUUGCUGGAGGACGUGAGUGUCACGAGAUUGCACAAGUGGCCAAGGAUUUAAGCAGCAUGGUGCGGAACCCGAAAACGCCGGCAGUAGCCAUUGUAUUCAAUCGGCUUGCUGCUACCGAAGACAUGGGCACAUCUAUCGACAAUGGGAGACUGCCGCUCUUAGUGCCCAAAGCAAAGCUGUUUGGACGUGAGCAGGACAUUGCAACGCUCACAAUGUCGUUACUGGCGGACAGGCUCACCGUUAUCAUAGGAGAGCUAGGAAUGGGGAAAACAGCCGUCGCUGCUCAAGUCGCUAGCCAGUGCAGUGGAGAGCUGCCCGAGCAAUACUGGCUGUCUGGCACCUCACAGGCUAGCAUUCAGCUUGGUAUCAGCCGCAUUGGUCGCAUGAACACCCCUGGCGGCAUGCCAGUGACUAGUGGAGACCUAGCCAGCGCCGAGCACAGUCUCAUUGAUGUAGGCAUGAAGUACUUGUCGACGGCAAGCAACUUGCUGCUGGUCAUCGAUGAUGUUCGCAACCCCAGACUUUUGAUGUCUGUACUCCAAGUGCAGAACAUGCAGCGCCAUGCUGUCAUCUGCACAAGUCUCUCGACUAUGAAGUCCCAGUGGAUAAGCUGCACUCCAUCUGCGGCACUCCACGAGCUGCUGCCGCUGAGCACGCAUGAUGCCUUGGAUUACCUGGUGAGCAAGUGUCCAAAGCUGCGCGACGCCAGUGUGAUGCCGCAGCUACUCAGCGACGCCACCCUGUGGCGCUUUGUGGAGAGCAGCCUUUGCAACUGUCCGCUUGCGUUGGAGCUGACCGCCCAUGUGCUGAGCGACUCUGACACGACACAGGACAUAGCCAAGCAGAUUUACAUGGCGUGUGAUCCGGCAACAUCGGCUUCACUGGCUUCCAGCACCCCUCCGUUCCUUCAGGACAUUGCCGUCGGUGCUGGCAAGGCAAAGUCACUCCGGCUUCUUCAGGUGGGCAAGAAUGGCGAGAGUCGCUACUGCCGCAGCAUCGUGGCAACAACGUCGCUGCUGCUUGACCAGAUGUCCGAGUCGAAUGCUAUUGUUAUGGUGGCGCUGUCGUUUCUUGGCAGAGCAGGCUGCCAAAUCCCCAUCUUCAUUAUUGAGCGCAUCCUCAACUCAAUGCCGGCCACAGUGCCAGGGCUGGCAACAGACAUGGCCAAUGGAGAGGAUCAAUCACAAGAUACUGGCCACCAUGACCCAUCUACAGGGUGCAGCAAAGCAAAUUCGCAGCUGCACACCACCACUCUACACAAACUUCAUCAGCUUGGUCUGAUCACUUUCCAUGGUGACAUGAUCCGUGUGUCAAUUCUUGUCCAGCGCUCUAUUGAAGAAAUCCUGGUCAAAGAAUUCGACAGUGACACCAGCAGCCCGAGUUCAGAAGCCGCUGAGGCUCAGGAGUGUGAAUCUUCGUCGUUGGACUGGAAGUGGACCUCCCUUAGCAAGGCAGGUCUGGUAAAGCUACUUACCGGUAAUCUGCUCAAGUUCUUCCAAGAUCAGCAGCAGUGCAAUCGAGCAGAGCGGCAAAGAUAUGACAUCUCCUCCGUGCUCCCGUUGGCGGAGAGCAUGUUAGCGACGUGUAGCAAAAGUAUGGAGACUGAGCAACACUUGCAACUGCUGCUGUACUUUGCACGGCUCACGUACUCCUAUCACUCUGACUGGCAGACAUCGCUUCGCUACUUUGAGCUGGCCAAGGGAUUUGCUGAGAUUCUGGACCGCAGCGGCAGAGUGGGUGAGACUUGCUGCUCAGCCGCCCUGGUUCAGGCCGAGUAUGCAUCAAUGCUGUGGCACUGUGGCCAGGCAGAUUGUAGCAUACGGGAGCUGAACAAAGUUAUCAAUAUGCUGGACGCAAGAGCAUCUGCAGAGAAUGGCCAGUCACCGAGUGUCUGUCUCAAAGAGUAUUGUACUGGUCAGCACAUCGACACUGGGUGGUUCCGACAUGUGGCCCAGCAGGAGCUGUGGAAUGCGACCAUAUGCAACUGCCAGUCUGACCUUGGCUCCACACAGGUGAGAACCCCUGUGGAAAUGCUCAUAUCGCGGUCGACUAACCCCACAAGCUCAUCACAACUAGCAGCCGGGUCCGCUCGAUUGACCACUGGUCCAUUGUCCAGAACCAACAUAAGUGCACCUGAAACUGAGCCCACCAUUCCCGCUAGCUUCUGGGACGCGAUGCGAGUAUGGAGCACGCAGGAUGUGGCGAGAGGAAUUGACAUGAUCCUGGAGGUGACUGUAGAUAUCAUUCAACUAGCUGAAGAAGCUGGAGUCAGAUCCACACUUCAUCAAUUGGGUACCAUAAGCAUGCUGUUACAGUUCUGCAGCAUGGUGUCUGCCGAGGAGACGUUUGACUUCUGCAACACCCUGCUCGCGGAUGUGAGUGCACGUGUGCUCAAAGAGCUACUGCACAGUGAGGUGUCACCGCCGUGUGUUCACACAAUCCCCUCCUCUGCUGGGCGCGAGUGGGAGCUGACUGGUCGCUUCUAUGAGAAAUUCCUGCCCACAAUUCAGUCGGCAUGCCAGGUGAUGACUGCAUCACUCAUCAACACGGGCGUCACGGCUGGUUUCCUGGGCACGUUCUUGGCAGCUGAUGAGGCGGCUGUCCUACUGUGCAGAACAGCGCUACCGGUGGUGGUGGACCUACUCAUUGCCUUCUAUCGGGUGAUGACAACAGCCAUCCAGUGGCAUAUGCCGCCGGCCUUAUAUGGGGACUUCAUCCAAUCCUAUCACACAGAGCAGAUCCUGGAAGGAUGGAGACAGUACGAGUUGUACCAGCAUGCAUCACAGCCAGCUGCACGCCGAAUAUGGGGCCCGGACACCGAGCAAAUGAAAGGUUAUCAGUGGUUGGUCAGCUCCUUCAUGAAAGCACUCCUCCGCUCGCCGUGUCAAUCCAAGCACCUGGAGUACAGAAUGGACGGCACUCUGAGAGCCAUUGGCAAAUGGGUUGAGGGCCAGACUGAGUAUCCCGUGUACUCGAUGGGCGUUGACUCAGUAUUUGCGGAACGACUAUAUGACGAGGAGUGUGCUACAGCUGUCAAGACGGCACGAGCAGCCAGCAAGGGACGUGUUGGACCAGGCGUGUUCAUGGCAACGUCAAUGGCAGAGCAGAGUGACGGUGCAUCUGCUGCUGCAGCUGCUCCUGCUGUUGCUGCUACCAAAAAGCAGCAGCUUCAGAGGCAUCAGCAGCGACCACAGUUGGAUGUGUCUCUGGAUCAGUUCAUCGCAGAAGUGUGCAGUGAUUUGCACACGAUUGGUGUUCACGUCAAGCACGAUGUGCUGCUUGACCUGGCUAUAACCUCCAAGGCGUAUCAUCGUAGCACAUUGGUGAAUCUGGUGUUGGACCACAUGAACAAUACCUAUUAUUAG
This is a messenger RNA of Sycon ciliatum, 5026 nucleotides long. RefSeq lists its product as uncharacterized. Bases 302 to 5026 code for a protein of 1574 amino acids. NCBI's taxonomy places the organism in Eukaryota, Metazoa, Porifera, Calcarea, Leucosolenida, Sycettidae. The record is from RefSeq and is a predicted model, not a curated record. The transcript has 7 exons.